AUGACUUUAUUCGGCAGUACCAGAUUGUUGUUUUUGUUGCUCAUCAUCACAUUCGUGUUAUUAUUACUGACGAGUACGUGGGUGGUGAAAGCCCAUUCAAACAUCAAGAAUAACAAUUUCAUUAUUCAUCAAGAACAAAAAUCCUCUUCAUCGCUUCCACUUCUUCUUCGUGAAUCGAAAUCCAACAUUCAACUCUUUCCGAUUCCUUCCAUCAAUGAUCGAAAAGUUGUUGUUGAUAAGGAUGACAAGAAUGAUGAUCGAAAUGAAGCACAAAAUAUUCUCCUCUCUGAGUAUUAUUUACAACAAAAACAAUUAUUGAAAAUUCAUGAACAACGAAGGCGACUUCGAAAUUUUAAAAAAAUUAACAAUUUCUAUGGCUCUGAAGAUUUCCAAAUUCGUCACAUUCAUUUGGCUCUUACACAACAGCCCAAUGAGAUGGUCGUUCAAUUUCAUACCUUUGCUUAUCAUUCUUCGUUGGGAAAGCCACUUGUGAAAAUUGGCAAGACCAAAGACUUGUCCUCCAAUUUUACAGUAUUUCAUGUUGGAGCUGUAAUGACUGGAUAUGGAGAUACAAAUCACACAGGUUUUGAUUAUUCAAUUUUAAUGUCACCUCUUGAAUUUGACACCACUUAUCAUUAUCAAGUGGGAUUGGGAUUUGUGAAUUCGUUGAGUGGAGAGGUCACUUUUAUGGUCAAGUCCGAACAUGUUUAUAAUUUCACAACAAGAAGUUCUGAUCCAGAUGAAAUAUCUGUACUCAUGUUUGCCGAUAUGGGAGUUGUUUUUUCACCAAUGAAUGUGAAACGUAUUCAAAAUCGAGUUCGACAAGAAGCAAUGAAUGGAAAUUUCUUUAUUUAUCAUAUUGGAGAUAUCAGUUAUGCUGAUUUUUAUCCUGGAAUUAUGUAUCAAUUUAUUUGGAAUUUGUGGUUUGAAUAUUUUGAGGGAAUUCAUCCCUAUGUUCCUUAUAUGGUAUCAGUGGGUAAUCACGAGUACGAACCAAGACACCCAGACAAUCAAGAUUAUGAAAAAAACUUUGCUGCUUAUAAUCACAAAUUUUGGAUGCCACUUCGAAACAAUUCCCAAUACGGACAUAAUAUGUGGUAUCAUUUUGAUAUGGGCCCUGUUCGAUUUGUCUCGAUUGACACUGAAACAAAUUAUCCAAAUGCACACGAUAGUCCUUUUCCUCCUGUUUUCAAUGGAGAUCAGUUUUCGUAUGUCACAAAUGCAAUCAAAUCAACCAAUAGAAGUCAAACACCGUUCUUGAUGGUGUUGGGACAUCGUCCAAUUUAUUCAGCAGUGAAAGGAUUUAGUGAAGCCAAUGGAAAUGUCAUUUCACAAUCGAAAACUCUUCAAAAUUUAUGGGAACGAGUGUUUUAUGAGGGACAUGUGGAUUUAUAUACAUGUGGACAUGUUCAUGCUUAUGAGAGACAAUAUCCAUUAUAUAACCAAACCGUUGAGACCAAAUCAAACCCAAAUAAUUUAACAAAUCCUAGAGAUACAGUUCACCUUAUUGUUGGAACAGGAGGAUGUGUUGAAGGACUUGAACUCAAUGAAUGGUAUAAUAAGAAUAUUUAUUGGAAUUAUAAAAUAUUCAAUGAUGAUGAAGGAUAUGGAAUCUUGCGUGUGAAAAGAGAUAAAAUCAACAAGAGACAAGUGACAGUCACUUGGGAAUUUUAUAGCACCACUCAUGAUGAAUUAGUAGAUUCUUUUGUCAUGACCAAGCUCUAUUAA
This is a messenger RNA of Naegleria fowleri, 1728 nucleotides long. RefSeq lists its product as uncharacterized. Lineage: Eukaryota; Heterolobosea; Eutetramitea; Acrasida; Naegleriidae. The transcript has 5 exons. The record is from RefSeq and is a predicted model, not a curated record. The coding region runs from base 1 to 1728 and encodes 575 amino acids. Gene Ontology annotation, molecular function: metal ion binding; acid phosphatase activity.